AUGGUGCACGUUGUUUUUGAUACUAGUACAGUAGGAUAUGACGAUUUUGUCCAAAACAAUCCUAAUGAGAUGUCCGGUGGUGGAGAAAUAUCAUAUGAUUAUUUUCGAGGGUCUUCCCCCUUCCAAAGAGGAUAUGGUAUUCAAAAAGGAGCUGGAGUCGGUGAUGUUAUGCGCGGACUAUGGCGUUUCUUUCUUCCUGUUCUUCGCAAUGUUGGAAAUACUGUAAAGUCAGAAGCAAUUAACACAGGGCAACGCGUUCUUGAAAGAGUUAGUCAGGGUGAACCAAUCAAAGAAGCUUUCAUUAGUGAAGGAAAGAAGGGUGUAGAUACUGUACUGGAGAAGGGAGGCCUACCUAAACAAUUUGGUUCUGGAUUUGUUAGAAAAAAGGGUAUAAAAGGGAGAAAAUUACCUAGUUAUCAAACAUUAAUUGGCAAACCGAUUAAAAAAAGAGUAAAAUCAGACGUUUUUGGUCUUUACUAA
Molecule: messenger RNA, 480 nt
Organism: Meloidogyne enterolobii
Lineage: Eukaryota; Metazoa; Nematoda; Chromadorea; Rhabditida; Meloidogynidae
Source: the annotation of a GenBank genome assembly